CAGCUAAAUAACCGAAUGCAUGCUCGUUCUCUGGGAUUUUCAUGGGCACGUGCAGAUAUGCUUAAGGGGUAAUAAGCCUGCCAGCCAAUCAGUGAACUUUACAGCUCAUGUAUAAUGAGUGUCUGCGUGUGUGUGUUCUCCACAAAAUAGGACAGUUUAACGGAACGGUCCCGAGCUUCAUGUCAUGUUUAUUGAUUCCUUGAGGGUCAAGUAGUGAGAAGACAAGUUGACCUGUAUGAUGUGACCCUGGAGCAAAGUGCAGUGGAACAGCGAAAACUGUGGAUCAGUGAGACAGUGAAGAAGCGAGACAGUUUGACAGUGAAACUGUGGGACUCUCGGACAGUGGAACAGCGAGACUCAGAGUGGCACCGUGAGACAGAGGGACAGUGACACGGGACAAUGGGGAAACAGAACAGCAAGCUAACCCCUGAGGUCAUGGAAGAUCUGGUGAAGAACACGGAGUUCAAUGAGCACGAGCUCAAGCAGUGGUACAAAGGCUUCCUGAAGGACUGUCCCACUGGCCGUCUCAACCUGGAUGAGUUCCAGCAGCUUUACGUCAAGUUUUUCCCCUAUGGCGAUGCGUCCAAGUUUGCCCAACACGCCUUCAGAACCUUUGACAAAAAUGGCGACGGCACCAUCGACUUCCGGGAGUUCAUCUGCGCGCUGUCCAUCACCUCGCGGGGCAGCUUCGAGCAGAAGCUCAACUGGGCCUUCAACAUGUACGACCUGGACGGUGACGGCAAGAUCACACGGAUGGAGAUGCUGGAGAUCAUUGAGGCCAUUUACAAGAUGGUGGGCACCGUCAUCAUGAUGAAGAUGAACGAGGACGGCCUGACGCCCGAGCAGCGCGUCGACAAGAUCUUCAGCAAGAUGGACAAGAACCACGACGACCAGAUCACGCUGGAGGAGUUCAAGGAAGCGGCGAAGAGCGACCCGUCCAUCGUACUACUGCUGCAGUGUGACCUCCAGAAAUGAGGAGGGCGGCGCCGAGGCGCCCGAGGACUGCGCGCAGGUUUAAUGUUCCAUUCGGUUUGCAGCUAUCUCCACUGAAAACAACAAAAAAAAUUGCUUGGACUACCUUUUAAUGGUUCCGCUUCUUGUGUUUGAAACACUCGUGUGCAUGAGAAUGUCAUUUGCUGAAGAACCGACACACACACACACACACACACACACACACACACACACAUGAUACAGGUAUCAAAUUUAUAUAUAAAAAAUAUAUAUAGAGAGAAAUAUUUAUAAAAUUAUAAAAAACUGCCAAAAUGUGAAGUGCGUAAUGUCAUUCCCAUUGAGUCCCCUUCUACCGAAGCUUGUGUGUCGUCGAUGUGCUGCGUCGAAUUACGCUACUAUUAACCGUUCAUGUUUACUGACGCUGGCUGUGUGUUUCAUAUACUAAGCGAUGUUAACCAACCUGAGCUCCUGAUGGUAAUGUAACCGUUUACUCUAAUAAACCACGAGUCCUUUCGUCUCAAACCCAAGUUGGAGUGGAUGGACGAGAGGGGAAGGACGCCGACCGGCCUAAACAUACCCCCCCAUCCCCCCCACCAGAUGUGCUUAUGCUGUCGGUGAAUAUAAAUGUGAUUUAUUUGCAUGGCUCUAGAUUCUGCCUUAAUCUGAACAAUCUGUUUUGUUUUGCAUCCUAUUAAAAUUAAUUGAGACGAAGCCUUAUGGAAGGAAUGCAGCCGACCAAGUUUAUUAUAAUAGGAGAGGUCCUAUUGCACUAGGUAAUUCUGUCGAGUCCAUCUCUUUGCAGUAUUGUACGGGGUGUGCGUUUGUGAACCCGUGGAGCCGUUCUUUGACCGCAGUAGUAUCUGUGGGAGCAUGUUUCCUCGCUGGUAAUAGUCGAUGUUGCCGAAGCUCUUCUCAUGCUCCUGUUUUUUAAACCCACCCAAAGCCCAAGUCUGAAGGUGAAAUGUGUCACGCAACCAGCGGUGCUUGAGCUUGUGAUUCAAAAAUAGGGGAAAAAAAACACGAUUGUUUGUGAAAACACGUCCCACAGCUGUGGACUGAGACACCGACCACGUUUGAGAAAGGGUUGACAAUGGGACAUGUCCUUGAA
Messenger RNA from Scleropages formosus (Asian bonytongue), 2059 nucleotides. It is a transcript of the gene vsnl1a, whose product is annotated as visinin-like 1a. Gene Ontology annotation, molecular function: calcium ion binding. The transcript is spliced from 4 exons. Bases 400 to 975 code for a protein of 191 amino acids. Lineage: Eukaryota; Metazoa; Chordata; Actinopteri; Osteoglossiformes; Osteoglossidae. The record is from RefSeq and is a predicted model, not a curated record.